This is a messenger RNA of Blepharisma stoltei, 1944 nucleotides long. NCBI's taxonomy places the organism in Eukaryota, Ciliophora, Heterotrichea, Heterotrichida, Blepharismidae. The record is from the annotation of a GenBank genome assembly.
AUGGAAUCACAUAGACCUGAUACAUGGGGAGUCAAAGAAGUCGGAGACUGGCUCGUUUCUCUUGAGCUUGGGCAAUAUAAGCAAAAAUUCGAAGGUCUGUCAAUCGAUGGGAUGCUUCUUUUUGAAAUGACUGACACAGAUCUUAUGAAUGACUUAGAAGUGCCUGUUAGACUUCAUAGAUUCAAAAUUUUAGAAAAUAUUAAAAAACUUAAAGAUCGCUGUCUUGCAGACCCAAGAGAGCCAGAGCAAGAAGACAACUCUCAGCAGCAAGCAAAUUCGCGUGCUGUUGUUCCUGAAGUUGAAGAAGUCAAAUGGGAAAUGGGCCCGGAAGUUGGAAUGAGUCUCCUAGAAAAUCCAAUGGCGUUCUUCUUGUUAAUGAGCACUAUUCCCAGCUAAAGCCAGGAGUUACACUCUGGGCUACAGAUUUCCAUUUUGGUCUAGAGUCGACCAGAAAUUCCACCCUUUUGAAUUUUAAUGGCCGAAAACCCUGUUGGCGCACGGCACGGCAAUGCGACUCACUCAAAUACCUGCAAGUGCACAUCCUCGGCCGCUAAAUAGCAACCUUUGUAAGGUCGUAUACGAACUGGCGAGCAGGCUUACUAGUGGAGAUGGUCCUUGUAAAAUUACAACGAGCUCUUCAAUAAGUCUUAAUAACUAUUUAGCUUGUUUUAAAAGCAGUUGAAGGACAGCUCUUAAACAAUACUUUUCUUAUCGGCGCCGAAGGCGCCUCUAUCGGAAGAAAUUCUGCAUCUAACGAUAUCGUUAUAGGUGAAAGUUUUGUGAGUCGAAAACACUGUGAAAUUAGAUUUAACCAGCAAACGAACCAGUUUUUACUAACAGAUACAGGCAGCACAACAGGGACUUUUCUGAUGGUAAGGCAGCCUUUACAUCUUGAUCUCGGCAUGAUGUUCCAAAUGGGCUUGAGUGAAUUUAAGGUAAAUAACGUCAGAUAUAACCCUUAUGGAAAAGUCACAGCCCUUGAGCUUGCUAUAUAUGAAGGACCCGCAAGGCAAAAUACCAUAAAUGUAAACUCUGAAGGACUGACUAUUGGAAGGGACACUGCAAAUACGUAUUGUAUAAGAGAUUAGAUUAGAUUAAAAGUUAGAAUAGGUCUCGGGGGUUAUUUCAGCUCCUUUCUGCCUUCACCGACUUAAGACUCCUCGUCCUAGGCAUCGGGCUGCACUUACAAAAUAAGGUGACUUCAGUAUCUUCUAGGAGGCACAUCCAGGUACUUCCUUGGACAACUCCUAGCAACCGGCAUCAUCAUCUACCUGGAGAUAGAAGGAAGCGACUCCGAAUCCUUCUUCUGGUCUCCAUUAACCUCCUCCACAUCCAAAAGUGUGGAGUUGUCAUAUGAACUCUGGUUUCCUUGUCUAGGGUGCGGGGUAAAACCCUGUCGUAUCGUCCUGACAAGGGAUAAAACUCACCCCAGUCAUAAUUUCCAGCCCCUUCUCUCUUAAAAUCCACGAAAGCCCUGAGGGUAUGGGAGAAGGACGGAUCGGAUAAGUUAUCAUUUUAUUUGUGUAUUGCAUAAGAGAAGAUUCUCAAAUGAGCUCAUUCCAUGGGAAAAUUACGUUUGAUAAUGGGACUUUCUACUUAGCAGAUGUAGGAUCAACUAACAGAACAUGGAGAAGAUUGAGCGGUGAAGGACAAAAAAGUGAGCCCUAUCCACUACUUGUAGGAGACGUUAUUAAAAUUGGGUCAACUGUACUUGUAGUCCAGCUUCCUGAUAGCUCGCAAUUGUCAGCGGUAAUGAAUCCUGCUGAAAAAGAGCCUACUGAGCCAGUCCCUGAGGAGUCUGCAUGCAAAAUAUGCUUUUCAAGAGAAUUAAACGUAGCUUGCUAUCCUUGUGGACACAUGUUUUGCAGCUUCUGUGUAUCAAAAUGCAAUACCUGCCCUAUUUGCAGAAAGAAUAUACAAGAUCUAGUUAAACUGUACAAAUAA